CGCUGCUCGCCGGCGAGCCUCCAUCCCAGCUCUGUGGUGUCCCGCCGACGGUAUGGCGGGGGCCCCGCUGCGACCGGGACGCUGCUGCUUCUGACCGCCUGGGCGCCCAGACCACGGCCGCGGCACCACCCCCGACUACGAGCGCCAAGCCGCCGCACAGAAAGGGGCACACCCUUUGUCGGCCGGCGGGUGCCAGCUGCCCCCUGAACAGCCCGCGCGACUGUUUUGCUCCUCACGUGGACACGAGACCCACAUCCCGUGCAUCUUGGGAACAGCCACUACUCACGCGGCGCCGCGCUUCACCGAUCAGCGCUGUCCAGGAGGCCUUGACACUGUGCUUAGAACAUUGCCUUCGAGCCUUCAAUCUGGUGCUCCGACGAAGCUUCUCGGGACGACAGGUGCCCCGGUGCGUCGCGACACCUGCUAGAGUGUCGUCGACGGACUUGUGCAAGACGUCGCGUUGCUACAGCGUUCACUUUGCGGGUGCUGUCACGGACGAGCGUCGCUUGCCGUAGUCGCGCUGGCGAACUUGGUGUGAGAUAGACGCUGGCCGCAGACUUGAGUGACCGCCAGCUGGCUCGAGGUUAGCCGGUGCCUUGCUGCCGGGGGCGCGUAGUUGUCGAGUGUGGUGACGGUACUUCGGUCCAGCUGACUAUGUCCCGACGGAAGCAAGCUUGUCCCAGUAGGCACAUCGCGUCACCAGCGUCAAGCUCCCUCUGCGUCGGGAAUAGCCACAACGGUUCGGGCCGAGGCGGGAGCAGCACUGGCGGCGAGGAAGAAAGCAGCGACGACGAGCACGUGUGCGGCCGCUGCCGCGCCGAGUUCCCCACUCUAGACCAUUUCUUGGCCCACAAGCGGUGCUGCCCAAGCGUCGAGACGAUGGGGAUGCCGGGCAGUACGCCGAGUCGGCUAUCGUGCAGCGAUGACGAUGCGGCUGGCCGCCAGUCAGCGUCGGACGUGGCCGAGGUGGACGAGGAACCCUUGGCGGCGGCUGCAGCUGCACGACUACCCUCGACACAUGUGGCGCUGGAGGCUUUGCAGAGUACCAAGGUGGCCGUGGCGCAAUUCGCCUACGGCAGCACCGGAGGCCCCGCUGAGAUAGCUGCGCUACACGAGGCACUGAUGGCACUGCAGCAACAGCAAGUCGUGCAGCUGCACAUCAUUCAGCAGCUCCAGGCAUACGUGGGUGCCACCCCUACGCUUCCCGUGAACCUGACCAGGGCGGCGGACACUACACCGACUCCGCCGCCACCGCCGCCGCCGCCGGUGCCCCGGACGGAGCCCAGCCCCGAUGCCCCGGGACAGACACACGCGACCCCGCCGCCGCCGAACACCGCGGUAGACCUGGCCGCCAAAGAGAGUGCGGCACCCGAACCGGCCGAGCCGCCUGCGGAGGCGCCUCUUGGGGAGUCCAUCUCCGGCGGUGCCCUGCUGGUUGCGCCGCCCGCCGGACCGCCGCCACCGGAUGAGCCCAACACGCUCGAGCUUCUGCAGCGACACACUGAGAAGGCGCUGCAGGACACCAUGAGCGGCGGCUCGUUCCUGCUCAACGGUCUCGGCUCCCCGGACCCGAGUCGCUUGCGUAGGAAGGACGGCCGGCCCGACGAGGCUUACUUGCGCCAUCGGUGUCGCUUCUGCGGCAAGGUGUUCGGCAGCGACAGCGCGCUGCAAAUCCACAUCCGCUCCCAUACCGGGGAAAGACCCUUCAAGUGCAACGUCUGCGGGAACAGGUUUUCAACGAAGGGCAACCUGAAGGUGCACUUUCAAAGACACCGUGCAAAGUACCCACACGUGCGAAUGAACCCGCAUCCUGUUCCGGAGCACUUGGACAAGCAUUUCCCGCCGUUGGAGCCUCCCGGGGAUCGCAGCCCGACAUCGCCGUCCGGCGCCACGUCGUCACCGCCACCGUCGCUAACGCCCGCACUGGCGCUACAGACAGCUCCUUUGGGCGUCUUGGUCAAACCAGGGCCGCCAGUGCCACGACCUGAUGACCUUGUCGGGCCCAGUUGCAGUGGGACGCUGGCGUUACGAGCCACGGGCACCAGAAGCAUAUCUCCUGGAACUGAAACAACCAAUGUGACUACAUCAAUGGGCUCUCCGCCGCUUGAAGAUGAACGCCCUUUGAGCCUUAAAGCUGAGCCAGAGGAUGACGUAGAUGACAAGGCGUCGGACGAAGACCGGGACUCCGGCGGCGUCAGCUGUUCCGCUGAUGACUCCAUGCCGUUCACGUCAGGCGGAUCAUUCAUGAGCGGCUCCUUCUCGGCGCUUCCGACGACCGCGGACACAGCAGUGCCACUCCAUGCGGAUCCCGCGUUCUACCAAGACUUGCUGCCGAAGCCUGGAAGUAACGACAACUCGUGGGAAACUCUCAUGGAGGUGACGAGGCCGUCUGAGACAUCCAAGCUGCAGCAACUGGUCGACAACAUUGAGCACAAGCUGAGUGACCCGAACCAAUGCGUGAUCUGUCAUCGUGUGCUCAGUUGCCGCAGUGCUCUGCAGAUGCACUACAGGACACACACCGGUGAACGGCCGUUCCGUUGCAAAAUAUGCGGUCGUGCGUUCACCACGAAAGGAAAUCUUAAGACACACAUGGGAGUUCAUAGAGUCAAACCACCACUACGUGUACUUCACAAGUGCCCCGUCUGUCACAAACAGUUCACUAAUUCCCUCGUUCUCCAACAGCAUGUCCGUAUGCAUGGUUCUGAAAGCUUACAUCCGACGGCGAGUUUUCAAACAAGCUCACAGAGGCCAACGCCACCACCAAAGACUUCUUCUUCACCUCCACUGAGCUCUCCAACUUCACCAACGCCUGAACAAAAGAAAGAAGAGGGGCGGUCACCCUCUCCGCAGCCUCUGUUGCGGCCUCUGAGUCCUGAGCGCCCACCAUCUCAACUUACUUCAUUAGCUGCCCUCGAAAAUCAGGUCAAGGGCAUAAAGACAUCGCUGCAAGUGCCAGCAUUGCCUUUUGGCCCCUUCGGCAUCGGUCUUUCGUCUGGUUUCGGGCGUUACGAUGAACAGUCACUUCUCUUAAAUCGAACGCCAGAAGCUGGACAGCGGUCUCCGGCGUUUUCUCCGCGAGCUGGAUCUGAACUGUCAACUGGUGACGAUAGAUCGACUCCAGGGGCGCCUUCGCCGUCUGGUGGAACUUCACCGCCCGUGAACGGCGGGCCGCUAGAUUUAACGCCGCGGACUUUGCUGGGUCGGCCAGCCGACAAUUUUUCCGGCCGAUUCUUCGCCGCGCCGCCGCUGGGAGGGCUGCCGUUUCCGGGAGCAGCGCCCGGCCGCCCGAACACAACAUGCCAGAUAUGCUUCAAGACGUUUGCCUGCAACAGUGCUCUCGAGAUCCACUAUCGGAGCCACACCAAAGAGCGACCGUUCAAAUGCAGCGUCUGCGAGCGGGGCUUCUCCACCAAGGGAAACCUCAAGCAGCACAUGCUGACGCACAAGAUCAGAGACUUGCCGGCCACCUUGUUCGCUGCCACCCCUACCUCGAGUGCGAGCGCACCGAGUCCGGCACCGAGCCCCGGGCGCUCUAUGAGCCCUGCCGAUCAGCGACACGGCACCAGUCCCGAGGAGAAUCGGACCAAAAGGAUGGAGCCGGUGGCCGCUCCGCCGGGCGUGCCGCCGCCGCCGCCGCCGCAGCAGCCCCGACGGCCUCCCGGGCUGCCCAGGCACGUGUGCCACGUGUGCAACAAGCCCUUCUCGAGCUCUAGUUCUCUCCAGAUCCACAUGCGCACACAUACUGGUGACCGGCCCUUCAAGUGCUCUGUGUGCGGCCGCGCUUUCACCACCAAGGGCAACCUCAAAGUGCACAUGGGCACGCACAUGUGGAACAACGGCAGUUCGCGCCGCGGCCGCCGCAUGUCCAUUGAGCUCCCGUCGCUGCUGAGUGGUCCCAAGGCCGACUUCGCGCCGCCGCCGCCGCCACCCCACGAGCUCUUUUACCCUUAUCUUGGGCCGGCCUACCUUAAUGGCAUGCUGGGACCGAAGGCGAACGAGAUCUCCGUCAUCCAGGGCGCCAGCACCGAGCCCCGACCGGGAGACGAGGCCGAGCCGCACAACGGCGCCUGGGCCUGGAAGAUGGCCUGCAACUUGUGCGCCAAGAUUUGCGGUUCAUCGCUCGAGCUCGAGGCUCACCUCAAGGCGCACCACCGCAAGGAACUGGAGGUCCAGUCGCCUGACAACGUGGCCGUCUGAGGCCGCCCGCACCCCUAGUCCAUGCCCUUCCCCAUUCCUGUAGCCCAAGCGGCCCUUCCCCGUAACUUAUUGUCUCGCCCUCAUCCACGAGUUGGUUAUGUCUUCUGUGAUAGUGCACCUCCACGACCUCCCGAACUGCCGAAACUGUUUUUUCCCCCCUUGUGUAACCUAGUUUUCAUUGGUUAGGCCCUCGCCAGUCGCAGCCCUCGGCGCAGCCCCGGAGUGUACAGUGUUUCCGCAGGGGUCGCCCGAGUGGCGCGGCCGUGUAACCCUCUCCUCCCCUCCCCAACACCCCUAGGCGCCAGCCCCCGCCAGCCAGCCGUCGGGCACAGCACCAGCUGAGGGCCGGGGGGACCACGCGAGUGAUACCUGGGCUGUGAUAUGUGUGGUGCCCCUGGCCCUUUUUGAGUAACGCGUUCCCCACACCUUUCGACCUCCCUUCCACGCGCGCCAUGCUCUUCGACGGCAAAAUACACUGGGCAUUCCAUUGCUACACACACGCGCAAGCGGAUGCAUUCCGUUCCUCCUCCCUGUUGUUCUGUCUUCCUCUCCAAGCCCUGGGCCGUCCCUGUUCAGGCGUAGCGCUCGACGGACCCCGUGAACUCCUGCCGCCCUCUCCAAAUCCCCAUCUUCGUUUCUCACUGGGCACGGUAAUGUGCACGUGCUUCGGGCGACGGCCGCGAACCGUCACAUAAAGGCCAACAAAUCACGUGACAUCGCCAGCCACUGUUUGUACUCUCUUCGAGAUGCUCUCUGCAGCGUUGUUGAAGCCACAGGCGCGAGGGCAUAGAUUACAGUGAGGAACAAAGCGUGCGAUAUCACGUGUACGAUGUGAGCUAGGAAAGCUGUUAAACGUUGCCGAAAUCGCGGAACUCCAACAAUAAAAAAACAGAGACCGACUCGAUAGGGCGUAAGGCAACGCCCCUGUCUCCAAUUAACCGCCAAUUUAGGCUCGUGUCUAUAAAAAACAGACUUUCUUGAGCCACAGCGAACAGAAGAAAAAAAACAGUUCUCAUCUUUUCUUGUUCGCCGAACAUCAUUAUUUGGUCCUUUCAAGUGUUGUCAGAAGUCCACCAUCCUGGAGUCUGCUUAACAGUGUUGUGAAUAACGUAGUUCUAAUUGCAUUAUGACUAGCGACAGCAUUGUUGGGCCAGCAAAACUUAAGUUGACGGAGAUGGUCCUUUCCUUUUUUGCCUAAUUUAUGCCGAGGUUAUUUCAGUUUAUUUAUGUGUAAUUGUUUUUCCCUUUUUCUCUGUUCAGGAGAGAUGUCGGCACUGAGAGAAUUGAUACGCACAAGGCACCACAUUGAGAGCAUGGAUAAACGAAGGACAGGUCGCAUCAAGGAAGGGCUAGGCGAAGCCUGAGAUUCUCGCAGAAUCCCCACUUUUCUACAAAUUUAGUUAUGUCUGCGUUCCCGUGGUUUCAGUAUAAUUAGCGCUGCCCUUUUGAUGGGUAUAAUGUUACCCACGACGUGUGUUUAACUUCACCUCAACGUAAUGACCUUGAUGUCAAAUGCUGGAGUGCUACACUGUAAACGCUGCUAAAUGACCUACAUCAUAGCGCCUGGAACUUCGCGGUAAGCACUGGCGAUGAUACGUGGAUAUUGUGGAAUAUGCAGAGGGGUAGCAAAUAUAAUUGAGGAAACAUUUCAGAUAUACGCAAUUUACAUUUAUUUCGUCGUCUCUUGUGCCGUGAAUGAAGUCGCUAUGAAACGCCGUGUGUGGUUGCGUUCACCUCUGCGCAACGAAAGUAACUGUAGUCCAGUAGACAACGCUAACAGGUCUGUUUCGUCGUAGGUUACGUGAGCAAAUGAACCAGUGGUGCGUGUACGUUUCAAGAAACUUUCUUUUGUUUCAGGAAAAGAAACAAACGUUUCAUCAUGCCACUUUUCUGAAAAAAAGUUCAUUGCGCUGCCUAAAUCACGCUGCAUGUUUUCUUUUCGUCCUAAUAUUAUUUCAAUUCCACAACUACACACUUCGCGUAACAACGCAGGGUGCUGCGAUCGCAGAACGUGUUUUCAUCCUUUUGAACAAAUAUUAACGAGGACGCCUGCCUUCUUUCAAAAAAAAAAAAAAACGCGCUUUAAUGUUACAGUUGAAGCAAACAAUAAUUAAGAUCAGGGGCUUUUCUCAAAAUAGGCUGAACGGAAAGAAAGCUUGAAAUUAGAACUGUGUUGCUAAUACUCACAAGCAGUCAUUUCUGUUUUGCUGUCUCGGCAUGUCAUUUACGACAUGCAUUGUUCAGACUUUGAAUGUGAACGCGUGGAAUAGCAUGACGCUUCGGAACACGCUAAGCGGUCGUCACCAGAUUGCAUCUGCAUUGCCGGAAAGGUCAAUAUUCAGGCAGAUCUCCAGUGGUGUUGAGUUUAGUUAAUUAUUCGUAACGUCUUCUUUUUUCUAGAUGUUCAAAUUACCCAGCAGUAUUACAUAUACGGCCAUCACAUGGGGACGUAGAUGUACGAAGGCUCGGAAAUAUGCGCACGAAGACGCUGUGCCUUUGUUUAGAUGUUUCGCGCAAGUCGUUAGUACGUUAGUACAUACAAGCGGCAGGGAUACUGCCAUUAUUCUCUAGGUGUCAUUUGUUAUGCAUCGGGUGACAAAGUAGCUGACACGCGUUUUUUGGGCAUUCGUUGCGUAAAUGUCUAGGCACACGACCGUGUUUGCGACAACUGACAGAUUCACUUGCGUAAUAUCGCUUCGCAGUGCACUGUGUUUGUUUACUUUGGAAACAAUACACAAUUAUCCAUCUGGCGCUUACUAUGCAGUGCUCAGAAUUCCAUGAUGGCAGAAGCGAAACUGAAGUGUUCAAAGCGAUGAGAGCUACGUAGCACCCUGCGUGUAGUCGGUUCUGAAAUGUUACUUGAAUGUUACCAAGAAAUUAAUGUUAUUUUGCCCCUGCACUUAGGCUGCAGUGUUGCGUACGGACGACGCCUCGUGGCUUAUAAGUGCUUCGCUCUCGGUUACAGCUCUUGCCUGGUCGGUAGAAGAAAUGUAUCAUGCCGUUACAGGCACCUUUAAGCUGUAAGGUCGCCGUCCGUACGGGGGAUUUUAACGCCAGUGAGCUGGCGACUAAGCACACACACACACACACACAAAAAUAUUUUGUUCUCUAAUUUUCGAAAUCAUUCAUGCAAGACUCCGCAUACAAGUCUAGCGUACAUUGCGUCCUGUGAUACGAAUUGUGUGGCGCGAUUCACUGGCGUGUUUAAAGACUUAUGACCACGUUUACGAAUUUCGUUUACUUUCUGAUCCUCAUGUUUUAAGUUAAUCAUGCACUUUAAUUCCUCCCAAGUAGCCUGGCACUUGUUUUUUGCUAUUGUGCUUCUUGGGAGUUAGCUUUUCGUGAAAAUGCUGGUGUGCCAGAGUUGCAGUAGUUUCUCACAUGUGUCGGAAGGCGGUAAACUUGAGGCGUUUUUCUCUGUGUAGCCCGGCGUUCGUUCCACCUUUUACCUUCUUUAUCUUGCAAGGAGUGAUGCUAAUUGUAUACAUUGUGUAAUACUCAGCACAUCUUUAAUUUUUUUUUUUUCUCGAAAGCGCGCAGUGUGCGCGCGCAUGCCUUAUUUUUCGUUAGCCACAUUUACAUUACCUUUUGUGUUGUUCGUAUGGAAAUUGUGGCGUCACGUACACGUACCAUAGUGACGCCGCGGGUGGACAGUGGCAGCAUUCUUUCCUACCCCAGUGGCGUGCAUUCGUUGGCUUUGUGGUCCAACACCUUCGGCCCCCUGGAUCUGACCGUCGUUGCGUGCUGUCUUUUUAAUCGAUAGGGGGGUUCGUUCUGUGUUUUCUUUUCAACGAUUACGUCAGACGGACGUGAUCAUCCUUGGGGCAGUGCUCCGCCAGCCAUCGUGUCAACAGAAACACUCCGGAGAAAGCUAUUUUUGUAACACUUGUAGCGGUUGUCAACGCUGCCUGGCGGAACACUGCUCGCCUGGCAUCUUCCGCGCGCCGGCGGCCAACCGAGGAACAAAAGUGAACGCUCACGGGGCAGCGCAACGACAGCGAGAGAAUUAUCACCGAUCAAACUGUGGGACUCUGAACAAACACUCUGUCUGUACCCAACAAGUUUCGGCAUGUGUUUACCCUCGCCUUGCCUACUCACGCUGCUGGCUGAUUCCCCUCACGUUGCGCAGUGCCGAUAGCUGGUUUUGAGACUGUUAUUUCUGUCAUGGUGCCUCGGUUUCGUUUCUGAGCGCUGUCGGCGCGAACACACUCACUGUUGUAUAGUCAAACUACCAUGUUCACUCCUGCAAGUCGCUGAAAGGGACCAUGAAGGGAAUAACACGAACAGUGUUCAGCACUUAGGUUGUCCUGCCGUGAAGGAUGGCAGAUUACAAGCCCGAUAGAUGCGUAAAAAGUGUCGUUUAACCUAAAUUGCGGCGCUGCAAUUCUUCUCUCGGGGCCCUUAUUCGAGAACCGCAGUUCACAUUCAGUUUACGUUUCUGUGAAAAAAUAAAAGAAAUAUUGUUAGCACUUGUUGUGGCAUAAUUAUGUGAGUUUGAGCAAUUGCUAACUGACAUGGUUUAGAAGAUGUGUAAAGAGCUCAAAAUGGGUUUCUUACGUAGUACCUUAAGUGAUAACGCGCAUGAUACUAAGUUCAACUUAGUGUAACAACUUAGUGUAAUUUUCAAUGAAAAAAAGGAGAAAGUGAUUAAGUAUUAUUACGCUACGAAUCAGAGCGCUUAUAGAAACGGAGCUCUCGCGUGAUUCAUUAAAUGCGCUUGAUCGCUGCAUAAUAAUAGAAUAAAAUAGACUAAAAUAGUUGCCCAUUUGGUGACUUAACAAGUAAGCGUGGAACAAGUUCGUGGUGAAUUUCAUGGUCCCUUAAAUGUGAUUAUUGCCGCACAAUUCUGAACAGCUCUCAGCAAUGCAGAGCCUGGCCCAUUAUAUUACACGCAGUGUCAAGGUUUACAAUAUUUACUUAUUAUGCUUCUGACAUUGGUUCAUAAGUCACAAGGAAGUGCUUUACGAUCACUUCAACACAAUAGCAGAGAAGUGAGUUCUUUUCGUCAUGCGCUAUGCGCAAGGAGUUGCGCGCCGGGGCUAGAAAUAUGUCAAAUGAAUUGUGUGUGGGAUGAGCAUUGUGCUGUGCAUGCAACGUCUGAGAUGUCAUCACCGUGGAAGGCAAAGUCAUGAGCUGUGCUCAGGCACCUUAUCUUCCCAACGUUUUCGAGCCCUCCUGGCAUCCCACAUGUAUCUGUGAACACCCUCCAGUGGCCUCUCUUUGUACGCUCCAGGAGGCAGCAGAAUAAAGCAAACGAGGACAUCGCCAUGGAAAUACAUCGUGCCGAGCGAUAAAUAAAACUCAACUUUAG
Dermacentor albipictus is the source of this 9508-nucleotide messenger RNA. Its product is annotated as sal-like protein 3. The record is from RefSeq and is a predicted model, not a curated record. Gene Ontology annotation, biological process: regulation of transcription by RNA polymerase II. Gene Ontology annotation, cellular component: nucleus. Gene Ontology annotation, molecular function: DNA-binding transcription factor activity, RNA polymerase II-specific; RNA polymerase II cis-regulatory region sequence-specific DNA binding. Lineage: Eukaryota; Metazoa; Arthropoda; Arachnida; Ixodida; Ixodidae.